AUGACUGCGUGGGCGGCAUUACUAGAAUUUGCUAAGAUGAAAAUCGGAGAAAGGGUGCUCAUUGUGGGCGGUGACGAAAUAAUUGGUUAUUCAGCAAUUCAGCUUGCUGUGGCUCACGGAUGCCACAUCGUGACCACAUGUCGUGGUGAAAACAUUGCUCUAGUGUUAGCAGCUGGCGCUAACCAGGCAGUUGACUGCUUGAGCGAGGACAUCCAAUUGGCAGUUAAAGAGAAAUUUGAUGUUGUUUUCGAUACAAUCGGUGCAGCAAGGACCGAGAGAAUAGGCCUUGGUCUUCUGAAAAGAGGAGAGAUAAUAGGCCUCAGUCUUCUGAAAAGAGGAGGACGCUAUGUCAAUCUCAAGGAGAAUGUUCCACUGGAUCAUCCUGAUAAUUUGAUUUACCCAUUUAGAGAUAACUCGGAGUUGAUUGCAGAUCUCUACAAAAAUCUUAGAAUAGUAUAUCACACUAUACGCCGGCCGUCCUCCCGCCCUAGUUUAGAGGUGAUCAGCAAGCUAGUUGGAGCCGGAUGGAUGCGCAUACCUAUUGCUAAAACGUUCCCUAUCACACAAGUGAGGGAAGCGUUUGAGGCUGCAGACAACCUGCGAACUCUCGGUAAAAUGGUUCUCACAUUCGAUUGA
This is a messenger RNA of Syzygium oleosum, 636 nucleotides long. RefSeq lists its product as uncharacterized. The coding region runs from base 1 to 636 and encodes 211 amino acids. The transcript has 5 exons. NCBI's taxonomy places the organism in Eukaryota, Viridiplantae, Streptophyta, Magnoliopsida, Myrtales, Myrtaceae. The record is from RefSeq and is a predicted model, not a curated record.